AAUAGUUGUGCACUCGCGGCGGGACUCGCGGAACAGAGACGCCACUUGCGUGUGAAGACACACGGAUCCAGUUUAAAAACAAAGAUUUAUAAAGUUAUAAAAACUCACUCAGAUACAGCGGACACGCGGAAAUAAAUGAUAGAAAAGUAGUUUUCCCAUCAAGGAUAAGCGACUUUACACACUUUGGGAGCUGGUGUUUUGGAGUCGCGCGCGUGUUACGAGUGUGUUUUUGUUUAGAUGUGUGUGUGAGAGUGAAAGUGUGUUUUGUGACUUUUCCUCCGAGAUGAAGAUCGAGUUUGCUCCUCUGAAUGUUCCUCUGCGCAGGCGUCUGCAGACAGUUGCAGUGGUCCAGUGGGUCUUCUGCUUUCUGGCUCUGGCUCAGGUCUGUCUGGUGGCGUUUGUGCUCUUGUGCAUCAGUGAUUGGUGGAUUCUGGGAGUGCUUUAUGCUGGUUGGAUGUACCUGGACAGGGACACUCCCAUAUGUGGAGGUCGGAGGUCAUUGUGGGUUAGGAGUUGGCGUGUCUGGACGUACUUCAAAGAAUAUUUUCCCAUCACAUUGAUAAAAACAGUGGAUUUGGAUCCUGCUCAUAAUUACCUGUUCGGGUUUCAUCCGCACGGCGUUCUGGUGGCAGGUGGAUUUGGGAAUUUCUGUACGGAAGUGUCAGGAUUCUCGCAGAUGUUCCCUGGACUGACGCCGUACCUGCUGAUGCUUCCCUUCUGGUUCAGAGUUCCGUUCUUCAGAGACUACAUCAUGUGCGGAGGUUUGGUGUCGAGUGAGAAGGCCAGUGCGGUUUACCUGCUGAGUCGUCCAGGUGGAGGUCAUGUCGCCGUGCUCGCGGUGGGCGGAGCUCCAGAAUCUCUUGACGCGCGACCAGGAGCGCUAACACUACAGCUAGCACAGCGGAAAGGAUUCAUUAAACUCGCCCUCAAACACGGGGCGUGGCUGGUUCCCGUCUUCUCUUUUGGGGAGAACGAGCUCUUCGACCAGAUGGAGAAUCCCAUUGGCUCCACCCUCCGCACUGUUCAGGAACACCUCCAGAGGAUUAUGGGCGUGGCCUUGCCUCUCUUUCACGCCAGAGGAGUUUUUCAGUACAGUUUUGGGCUGCUGCCAUACAGGAAACCCAUUCACACCGUGGUUGGACGGCCCAUUCCUGUAACUCGGACGCCGUGUCCCAGUAAAGACGAUAUUGAUGCACUUCACUCUCUAUAUAUGAAGGGUCUGAUAGAGCUGUUUGAGGAAAAUAAAAAAAACUACGGCAUCCCAGAAGACAAACAUCUCAACUUUAUUUGAACUCUCAUCUGUUUGUGUGUUUCCUGAUACUACUGAAUACUUGGUACAGUGAAUAUAUGCCAUGGAGAGCUUAACUUGAUAAACGAAUGGUUCAAUUGAUUUGUGAUAUAAAGUGUAAACACUAAAUGAACAACCGUCAUACCUGAUAUUGAUCCACAGUUAUUAUCUGAACCAAUUAGGAUCUGGCCAAAAUGAUUUUAGUGCCUUUAUUAGCACAAAUGUGUAUUUUAUUGCUACUUUUACUACAUAACAAGGUAUCACGUAAUCAGUUUAUGCAUACUAAUAGCAAUAUUGUGGAGAAAUUAUAAUCAGUAGGGUAAGUGGAUUUCUAAAGAUUUUUGUUUGUUUUGAUUUUAUCCAGGAAUGUAAAAUAAUCAGGGCUUUUAUCCACUCUGGUGUACGAAAAUAGGAAAAUAAAUAAAUUGGU
This is a messenger RNA of Myxocyprinus asiaticus (Chinese sucker), 1718 nucleotides long. RefSeq names its product monoacylglycerol O-acyltransferase 3a (gene mogat3a). The transcript is spliced from 7 exons. The record is from RefSeq and is a predicted model, not a curated record. Lineage: Eukaryota; Metazoa; Chordata; Actinopteri; Cypriniformes; Catostomidae. Gene Ontology annotation, molecular function: diacylglycerol O-acyltransferase activity. The coding region runs from base 284 to 1291 and encodes 335 amino acids. Gene Ontology annotation, cellular component: endoplasmic reticulum membrane. Gene Ontology annotation, biological process: triglyceride biosynthetic process.